Mizuhopecten yessoensis (Yesso scallop) is the source of this 1008-nucleotide messenger RNA. RefSeq lists its product as uncharacterized. The coding region runs from base 1 to 1008 and encodes 335 amino acids. Lineage: Eukaryota; Metazoa; Mollusca; Bivalvia; Pectinida; Pectinidae. The transcript has 3 exons. The record is from RefSeq and is a predicted model, not a curated record.
AUGGAUUGUCAGGCUAGAGUUUCCCUGCAGUUUACGGCCGCCUUACUGCAGGCAGAAAUGCAUAUGAACAAUGUUCAGAUGGACCUUCAGCAGUAUCUUUCCCACAGGAGAAGAAGGCGCCACAGGGGUCAGCGAAGACGAUAUUGGUCGAGGUCAUGGCUGAGCCCGGAGAGACGAAGGCAGUUCGGUCUGUAUGACCAACUCAUGGUAGAACUGCGGCGGGAGGACCCUGCCGCCUUCUGCAACUUCAUGCGCAUGCAUCCGGAGAUGUUUGACGAAAUCUUGACACGUGUGGGGCCACGCAUCACCAAAAAGCAGACCUGGAUGAGGGAACCGCUGGAGCCAGGGUUGAAGUUGGCCCUCACACUUCGGCAUUUAGCAUCAGGUAUGCCAGGCAAUUGUAGACGAGUAUUUGAUGAGGUGAUGCCACUGCCAACUGAUGCCGGAGACUGGCUGGAGAUAGUGGACGGCUUUAAGAAGAAGUGGAACUUCCCACACACCCUUGGGGCGCUAGAUGGCAAACACAUCAGCUGCAAGAAACCACCAGGAUCGGGGUCAACUUACUUCAAUUACAAGAAGUUCUUCUCUGUACUGCUCUUUGGUUUGGUCGACGCAGACUACAAAUUUGUCUGGGUGGAUAUUGGUGGACGAGGCGCUGCAGGUGAUGCUCAGGUGUGGAAUGAGUCAGACCUUAAGGAGGCAGUCGAUAGUGGAGAAAUGCCAAUCCCUCAGUCUAAACCCCUGCCAAAAGACAACGUGGAUGUUCCAUACUUCUUCAUUGGAGAUGAUGCAUUUGCCUUGCGACCCACCAUGCAAAAGCCCUUUAGUCUGAGAGGCAUCUCCAGGGAAGAGCGCAUAUACAACUACAGGUUGUCCCGGGCACGACGAGUGGUCGAGAAUGCCUUUGGUAUCUUGGCCAAUCGGUUCCGCGUUCUGCUGACCACAAUGCAACACCCACCCAGCACUGUGCGCCUCAUCACUACUGCCUGCAUCUGCCUUCACAACUGA